CCUCCAGCACACACAGCCAUGUCGACAUAGGUUCCUCCAACACACACACACACACGCUCGCACGCAUCGACCGACCGCCAUCACAUCCUCCAGCUGCCCGGGCCAUGACAGGAGUAUUCGAUCGCAAGGUUCCCAACAUCCGGACAGAUUUGCAGGGCACUUUCCAGCACGGCAUGCACCACCCGUCGCAGGAAUCGCCGACUCUCCCCGAGUCCACGGCCACCGACACGGGUUACUACAGCUCGGGCGGCCCCCACCACGGCUACUGCUCACCUUCGUCUUACGGCAAAGUUCUGAACCCCUACCAGUACCAGUACCACGGAGUCAACGGGUCCGCCGCCAACUACCCCGCCAAAGCUUACCACGAAUACAGUUACCCCGGCCAUUACCACCAAUACGGGUCGUACAGUAGAGCUCAACCAACAUGUACCCAGCCAGAGAAAGAGCUGGCCGAGCCCGAAGUCCGGAUGAUAAACGGCAAACCGAAAAAGGUUCGCAAGCCGCGGACUAUCUACUCCAGUUUCCAGCUCGCAGCUUUACAGAGGCGCUUCCAAAAAACCCAGUACCUGGCACUGCCGGAGAGAGCCGAGCUGGCAGCAUCACUGGGACUCACUCAGACCCAGGUUAAAAUAUGGUUCCAGAACCGCAGAUCGAAGAUUAAGAAAAUCAUAAAGAAUGGCGAGAUCCCUCCAGAGCACAGCCCCAGUUCCAGUGACCCCAUGGCCUGCAAUUCUCCUCAGUCCCCUGUCGUCUGGGACAAUCACAGCUCCUCAAGGGUUGUCCACCCUCAUCAAACCCCCAGCCACAACCCAUCCACCGCAGGCUACCUGGAGAACGCCACUUCCUGGUAUUCCAAUCCCAGUUCCAUUAAUUCCCACCUGCAAUCUACAAACUCACUACAUCAUCCACUAGCUCUGGGAUCCGGGACUAUUUAUUAAUCUGAAAUACAUUCCAUAGUGGAUUGAUUAGGACCGAUAAGCAGUGGAGAUAUGCAAUUAAAUGCACGCUUUGUUCCGACGGAAUCAAGAGAAGCCAAAUUGUCAGACUCUGUACAUUCGGUGCAUGUAACUUUCCACAUUUCAAAGAGGAAAAUGGGUUAUUUUUCCAACGGACUUCAGGGCGAACAUGGACACUGUCAAAGGUGCCUUCCCCUUAUAGGCUAAAACCGCCAAUCUUACGGGACUUUUCAAUAACAUAUAUCACUGUACAUACGUGUAGAUAGUUGAAUUGAACUGUAUAUUCUGUUUAAAUAAAGUUAUUGACACUUCGGAAAA
This is a messenger RNA of Carcharodon carcharias (great white shark), 1274 nucleotides long. RefSeq names its product distal-less homeobox 5a (gene dlx5a). The record is from RefSeq and is a predicted model, not a curated record. Lineage: Eukaryota; Metazoa; Chordata; Chondrichthyes; Lamniformes; Lamnidae. The transcript is spliced from 3 exons. Gene Ontology annotation, biological process: cell differentiation; regulation of transcription by RNA polymerase II; anatomical structure formation involved in morphogenesis. Bases 105 to 938 code for a protein of 277 amino acids. Gene Ontology annotation, molecular function: RNA polymerase II cis-regulatory region sequence-specific DNA binding; DNA-binding transcription factor activity, RNA polymerase II-specific.